AUGGCGCCAAUACGACGAUAUCUACGCAUCACACGCUACUCUGUCCUCGAAGUACGCAUUUACCUCGACAAUCCAGCUCUUGCCUCCUCCUGGCUGCUCAACUCGCGCGACCCGGUGCUACCACGAGUGAUUGAAGCCGUGCGACCGCUGGUGCUCNNCCCGAAACUGCGCGAGGAAAAUGAGAAUGCAAAGAAGAAAGGUGGAAAGAAGAAGAGNGGGGUCAGGGAUGUGGUUGUGCAAGAUGACUUUGAAGUCUCCAUCUUCCUCACCGAGACCUCGACUUCGCACGCCAUGCUCACGAAACAAAAGACCUUUACCGCAAAACCGAAACUCGAAAGCAAUGCCUCGAAAUUGACGAAUUAUUUUGGAGGCAAGGAUAAGGAUACGGCGAUUAGAGUGGAAGAUGAAGGAGAAGUUCCUGCUAUUCUGGUCGAGGAAGACGCAGACGAGACGAGCAUGAACGAUAUCCCUGAAGCUGCCCCGGAGACCNNGCGAGGAAUAAACGAGUUCGCGAUGAGGACGACGAACAUAUCUUUGUGCACAGCGAAGAUGACGAGGAAGAAGAGCCACAGCCACGCAAAAGAGAAAAAGCAAAGUCGCAGAUACAGACAAAGAAGACGACGACAAGAAAAGAUGGGCAUCAAUACGCAAUACGAGGGCUUCAGUAUCUAUGGCCGGAUACUAUGUUUAAUUGUCAAGCGCAAAGGUGUCAAGAAGAAUGCUUCUGGUAACUCGACAGGCACGCAAAUGUUGGAGAAUUGGGUGUCUACCCAAGCGGAUAAUGAAGGUGUGGUUGAUGAUGGAGAUGAUUGA
Molecule: messenger RNA, 813 nt
Organism: Aureobasidium vineae
Lineage: Eukaryota; Fungi; Ascomycota; Dothideomycetes; Dothideales; Saccotheciaceae
Source: the annotation of a GenBank genome assembly